CCCGACGACGUCACGUCCUCUGCCGCCUCCACGCGCCGUGGUUCCGCUCGCGAGGAUCCGAGUGUCUGGAAAAUAAACGCAAAUAUUAACACUUACCGUUAAAAUAUAUUAAACAAAACACCCAGAAUCAUGGCGACGACAUUCGAGCAGAUGAGAGCGAACGUCGGCAAACUUCUGCGGGGCAUCGACAGGUAUAACCCGGAGAAUCUGUCCACGCUGGAGCGAUACGUGGACACACAGGCCAGAGAAAACACCUACGACCUGGAGGCCAACUUGGCCGUGCUCAAACUGUACCAGUUCAACCCGGCGUACUUCCAGACCACCGUCACGUCUCAGAUCCUGCUCAAAGCGCUCACCAACCUGCCGCACACAGACUUCACGCUCUGCAAGUGUAUGAUCGACCAGACCCACCAGCAGGAGGAGCGUCCGAUAAGACAGAUCCUGUACCUGGGGAACCUGCUGGAGACCUGCCACUUCCAGAGCUUCUGGGCCAGUCUGGAGGAGAAUCGAGAUCUGAUCGAUGGAAUCACAGGAUUUGAGGACUCCGUGAGGAAAUUCAUCUGUCACGUCGUGGGAAUCACGUAUCAGAACAUCGAGCACCGGCUGCUGGCCGAGAUGCUGGGAGAUCCUCUGGACACGCAGGUGAAGGUCUGGAUGAAUAAGUACGGCUGGACAGAGAAUGAAGAUGGACAGAUAUUUAUUCACAGUCAGGAGGAGAGCGUCAAGCCCAAGAACAUCGUGGAGAAGAUCGACUUUGAGAGUGUGUCCAGCAUCAUGGCGACUUCACAGUGAACACACACACACACACACACACACACAUCACGCCUGAGUUUCAGCUUGAUUGAACUUUACAAUAAACUAAUUUCAGUAAAGAAA
Carassius gibelio (silver crucian carp) is the source of this 876-nucleotide messenger RNA. RefSeq names its product eukaryotic translation initiation factor 3 subunit K. The transcript has 8 exons. Gene Ontology annotation, molecular function: translation initiation factor activity; ribosome binding. NCBI's taxonomy places the organism in Eukaryota, Metazoa, Chordata, Actinopteri, Cypriniformes, Cyprinidae. Gene Ontology annotation, cellular component: eukaryotic translation initiation factor 3 complex; cytoplasm. Gene Ontology annotation, biological process: regulation of translational initiation. The coding region runs from base 130 to 792 and encodes 220 amino acids. The record is from RefSeq and is a predicted model, not a curated record.